AUGGCACCCACCGCUGCAUUCAACCCCCCAUCCCCAACGCUGGCCGGCAAACCGUCCGUGCCCGUUUGGAUCCCCCCUCCAGUCACCCAGGAGAAGCACAACUCUGCCGAGCUCAAGUCCAUCGAUCUGUCCCUGCUCGACUCGGAGGACCCGGCCGUCGUCGAGGAGCUCAUCCAGAAAGUCAAGAACUACGGAGUCUCUCUGGAGCAGCUCCACCGUCAAUUCGCCCUCGCGCAGUACUUAUACAACAACAUCAGUGAAGAGGAUAAAGAACGCCUCCUGUUUCACCCGGAGACGGGCGUCUGGUCCGGCUACAAGCACCCCUACGGCUUCAAGCGCCACCGUCGUCCCCCCGACGGCAUCGAACAAUUCAACUGGUACACCCCGGAGUGGGAAUCCCCGAGCACGCGCGUCCCCCACUGCCUGCACCCCUUCAUAGACGAAAUCUCCGCCUUCUGCACCUACCUCACGCAAUCCGUCAACCGACGGCUCCUCACCCUCUUCUCGCGCGUCCUCGAACUCCCCGACGAUUACCUGUGGACGCACGUGCAGUCGCAUGGCAGCUCCACCGGCGAGGGCUUCUUCGGACAUGCCCUCUUCCGCCCUCCCCCGCAGGAAACCCUGUCGCGCUCCAAGGGGAUCAAGAUGCACGGACACACGGACUUUGGACUGACCAUCCUGCUGUUCAGCGUUCCCGUCUCGUGUCUGCAGAUCUGGGGCCGCGACGAGCAGUGGUACUACGUGCCCUACCGGCCGGGCGCGCUGGUGGUGAAUCUCGGGGAUACGCUGGAGAUUGUCUCCGGGGGGGCAUUUCAAGGCGACCCGCCAUCGUGUUUAAUAGUUCGGUGGGGGGGUUGCGGAUGGGGCCUGCGUCCGGUGAGUUUUUGCCACGUUGGGGGGAGUGGUUCUAGGGUUGGAGGGAAUCGAAUGUGCUUGCUAAUCUUUCCUGGUUGUUGCUUUCUAGAGUCGCCACUAAUUCAGCGUGAGGGCUGUGUCGAGGAGCAAGGGGUUUAUAAGGAGUUCAAGAACCUCACGGUGCAGGGCAAGUUGGUCCCCACCAACCGCGAGUGGCGGGAGAUCCAGAUCGCGACGUGUACGGAUCCGACGUAUUCGGUGCGUAAUGCGGUGGGGGCGGAGCAGGUGGUGAUUGAGGGGAAAAUUAUGCAUCAGAGAGAAUAUAUGGGGGUCAAGGUAGUUUUGCCGGUGUAG
Aspergillus saccharolyticus JOP 1030-1 is the source of this 1209-nucleotide messenger RNA. Its product is annotated as Clavaminate synthase-like protein. NCBI's taxonomy places the organism in Eukaryota, Fungi, Ascomycota, Eurotiomycetes, Eurotiales, Aspergillaceae. The coding region runs from base 1 to 1209 and encodes 402 amino acids. The transcript has 4 exons. The record is from RefSeq and is a predicted model, not a curated record.